UUGUCUGUGACAUCACGAUCAAGUAACAAAUGCCACUAACAGAUGUUUAUUUACUUCUGUCACUCACUAAAUUAUUCUUAUUAAUGUUGUACGCGGGAAACAUCAUCGCCAGUUCAUCAGUCAACGUGAGGGAAAGCUUAAGGGCCUCACUCUCCCGGCCUGUGCAGUUGCGCCAGGCUGUUGGUGUGUUAAUUAAGAGUGAUUAAUUAAUUCGGGCAUCAUGAGGCCAACCACCCACCACAUCAUCUACGUCAUGGGGUUUCUGGAUCUAAUGGGAGUUAGUCUUAUUCUGCCGCUGAUCAUGCCGGUGGUCAAGAGCCUCGGAACAUCUCACUUUGCUGCUGGAUGCAUAACGUCCCUCUAUGGUGCUAUACAACUGUUGUCGAGUCCCUUGGCAGGAUGGUUGAGUGACGGGAUGGGGCGGCGGCCUGUGCUGCUGCUGUGUACUCUUGCAACUGCUCUCAGCUAUGUGCUACUUGGAAUUUCUAACUACUUACUACUAAUUAUCUUUGCCAGAGUUAUAGCAGGUGUGUUUAAGCACAGCCAGACCAUGUGCCGCGCUGUGCUUGUGGACAUCACUCGUGUCCAGGACAGGUCACAAGUCUUUGGUACCUUCAAUGCCACGUCCAGCAUGGGUUUCAUUGUUGGCCCUAUGCUAGGAGGGCAUCUCUCUGAGCUAAAUAAUGGCUUCACUGUUGUCUGCAACCUGGCAGCAGUCGUGUUUGUAGUUGUCUUUGCGUUGUGUUACGUGUUCAUCCCAGAAAAAGUUGUGGACCAGGGCAGCAUCAGAGAUGUUAAAAAGAAAUCCAAAAAAGGAGGGAUCUGUCAAUCACUUUCUUUCAUGAAUGAAAUUGAGUGGGAUAUUUUUUGGGACGUCUUUCUCAUCCGUUUUUUCCUGAGCUUCUCUUCACUUGUCUACAGGACUAAUUUUUCUCUCUUGAUAAAUGAAAAAUUUGGAGUAAACCAAAAAAUCAUCGGAUACCUCCUUUCCUUUCAGGGCAUCAUCAGUGCGAUGGCAGGAUUCUUCACUGGCCGGGUGUCCAGGUUGUAUCAGAACCCCACAAAGGAGUUAUUCCACAGCUCCAUCCUACUGUGUUUUGCCCUCCUUGGACUUAGUGUUGCCCCAUCGUUGCCCUUCCUGGUGGCGUGUCUAGUGCCACUAUGCAUCAGCAGUGCUGUCAUUAGAGUUAGCAGCAGUGCAGUCACCAUAGGCCGCUGCAAGCCAUCAAAGGUGGGCUCAGUCACUGGGUUUGGGCAGAGCAUUGCAUCUGUUGCCCGGAUGGUAACCCCAAUGGUGGCAGGAGCAGCUCAGCAGGCCAGUCUCCAUGGCCCCGGGUUAGUGGGGACAUUGUCAGCUUCCAUCGGAGCAUCCCUCGCUGGCUGGGUGUCUCAUGAAACAAAGCUAAAAGAACUAUAGUUAAGAGAAGAGUGAUAUUGAUAUUGCACCCGACAUACAUUUGUUACCAUUGUUCAUAGUAAUAUACAUUUAUUAUGUACAUUGUGUGUAAUCUAGUCAGUGGGUGCAUCAUGGGGGUUUCUCCCAGUCUUGAUGCACAUGAGAAAUUGAUCUAUUCAUGAGAAUGAAUAUUUUUCCAAACAUUCCACAUAGGAUUUGCAUACCUGGGCUCCCAACACAGGAAGGCGAACACUAUUGUUGAGGCAAGGGAACCCUGUGGCUAAAGGCAUUUUGCAGUCUUCUUCUGUGUCUCAGGAAAUCACAUAGUUUUCCUUCUCCCACUUAGAUCAAUUUCUUGUGCUUUGAUUUUUCUUCUGUCAUUCUUCAAAUCAUCACAUUCUCUAUAGUAGUGAGACCAGACCCCUCAUGAGAUGCGCCAGACCCCUUAUGAGAUGCCGGCUUUCUAAUUUUUUACCCCUUCAUGGGAACUUUUCAGGAAUGAAUGCACUGUUAGCCACCAAGUAUCUUGAGGGGGGGGAGUUCCUCGUUUCAAAGUACAUGAGAAACAGAUCUAUGCAGGAGACUAUAUCUUCUUCCAAAUAUUCUGCUCGGGAUUCGAUACUGGGCCCCUUAGACGGGCAGGUGGACACUAGCAUCAAGCCAUAGGAAUCCCCCAGCUUAAGGCAUUUUAGACUUUUUUCGCAUCUCGGUUCAGUUCAGGUUGACAUGUCAAAGUCACAAAUUGAGAAAAUUAUGCACCUGUGCACAAAUAUUACUCGUUGUUUUCCUCAAAGUUGGUUACCUACAGUAUGUUUUACAAAUACAUUCCUGUUUUGAGGUCACUGAUGAGCAUACAUAUCUUGAGUUGUGGUGCUUUGUGAGACAUAGGAGUUGUGUUGCUCAGUGGUUCAAGAUUUACAAAAGUUGUGUGCUUAAGACACACACACACACACACACAUAUUGCCGAUUCUGGUCUUCUGAGAAUCCUAAAGUGAAAGGUGACCAGACUACUCCUGUAGUUAAUAUCUCAUACUUCCAUCCACAGUGUUCGUGUAGGGGAGCUGAAAGAGUUUUCUGGUUAUUUGGAGAUAGAAUGUUAGCGGUUGCAAGGGUACAGUAAAACAAGGUGUUUUGCAAUAAUGUUGGCACUUGAAAGAAUAAUUAAGAUAUUUCCUGGUUUAAGAUCGUAGUUUCAGAGUCAAAGCAAAUUUCUGGUGAUACUGAAGACUUUUUUUUGACAACCCACAUUCAGAAAUAUGGUUAAAUUAUAUUCAUUCUCAAGCAGCUUACUUUCACCAAUUGGCUUUAAAGAUUGGAAGCAAAACUACCUUGGCUGUGGAAGUGUUGAUUGUAGUUUGUAAUUUAAGGUGAAGUGACACUUGGAAAUAAUAAAAAGAUGAAAAAUAUG
Eriocheir sinensis (Chinese mitten crab) is the source of this 2804-nucleotide messenger RNA. RefSeq names its product major facilitator superfamily domain-containing protein 9-like. The record is from RefSeq and is a predicted model, not a curated record. The transcript is spliced from 8 exons. Bases 221 to 1417 code for a protein of 398 amino acids. Gene Ontology annotation, cellular component: membrane. NCBI's taxonomy places the organism in Eukaryota, Metazoa, Arthropoda, Malacostraca, Decapoda, Varunidae. Gene Ontology annotation, biological process: transmembrane transport. Gene Ontology annotation, molecular function: transmembrane transporter activity.